AUGAGGUCCACCAUCCAAAGAAUCUGUGAGUCCCGCCCAGACUCAAUAGUGUCUCUGCCAUUUGUCACAGCUGAUGUGAGUGCCAUACAGACCACAUCUGGAUUCAGUUUCAAAGCUAAGAUAGGAAUCAACAUUUUCUUGAACGAGGACGACUCCCUGGAGGUUGAACUAGAUGACAAAUUCAGGAACCAGGCUUCUGGACUCUGCGGAAACUUUGACGGCAAGCCAGAUGAUUUAUUUAAAGAUGGGGUUACGCUGUCUCCCACAGAAUAUGGUGCAUUCUACCAGGUGAAUGGACCAACAGAGAGCUGUGAGGAGCCCAACCAAGCCCCAGAACAGGACUGUGAUGAUAAGCCAGCUAAUGGCAGUGAAUACGCUGUGCUGGUGGAUCUCGUCAAAUGUGGUAUAUCUGACCAAGUGACCUGCCUUAGAGCUGUAACUCUGGCCUUAUAUGACGGUUCUGUGGUUGCUCAAGUCCAGGCAACCGGGCAGAUCUAUAUGAACGGGCUUCCUUCUCAGCUUCCGCUUUUUAUGCCGGACCUGAGUGCCUUCAAGCCAUCAUCUUUCUACACUUUGAUGCAGACAAAGGUGGGCAUCCAGGUGAUGAUCCAGAUGCACCCUGUGAUGCAGGUCUUCAUUUCAGCUGACCCUUCACUCAAAGGAACCGCCACUGGUUUGUGUGGGAAUUUCAACGACCUAAUGAGUGAUGACUUCAUGGCGUCUAGUGGGCUGGUGGAGGGCACUCCUACAGCAUUUGCCAACACAUGGAAAGCCAGAGUCCCCUGUGAGGACGUCCGAGCACACUUUGGAAAUCCCUGUAGCCAGAGUAUCACCAAGGAGAGCUAUGCCAAAUACUGGUGCUCCCAACUGGGAGAUCCCAGUGGAGUGUUUGCACCUUGCCACUCUGUCAUUAACCCCAGAACACACAUGGACUCAUGCAAGUAUGACACCUGUACCUGUGAGAACAGUGAGGACUGCAUGUGCGCUAGCAUCUCCUCAUAUGUCUAUGCAUGUGCAGCAGCUGGAAUCCAGCUCAGUGGCUGGAGGGACACCAUCUGUAGCAAAUACAGUACAUCAUGUGCACCAGGAACUGUGUAUGAUUACGACAUGACAUCCUGUGGUCGUACUUGCUAUUCCCUCAGCCAGCCUGACUACUCCUGCCAGGACAGCUUCACACCAGUGGACGGCUGUGGCUGUGCUGAGGGAACCUAUAUGAACGAGGUGGGGCAGUGUGUGCCCAGUGAACACUGUCCCUGCUAUGAUACAGGCACC
Messenger RNA from Monopterus albus (swamp eel), 1272 nucleotides. Its product is annotated as mucin-5AC-like. The transcript is spliced from 11 exons. NCBI's taxonomy places the organism in Eukaryota, Metazoa, Chordata, Actinopteri, Synbranchiformes, Synbranchidae. The record is from RefSeq and is a predicted model, not a curated record. Gene Ontology annotation, cellular component: extracellular matrix. The annotation marks the transcript as partial.